AUGCCGUUGGUUAUUUUCACAGGUAUCAAUCAUCAUUUCAAAUCUUGCUUAUUUGGGAGUGCCUGGUUGCCUAACGAGACUGAAGAAACCUAUACUUGGGCGUUGAAUAUAGUGAAGGAAAUGUUGGGGGGAAAUCCGCUACAUACAGUUGUCACAGAUGGGGAUAAAGCAAUGAGGAAGGCUAUUGCUAAUGUGUUCCCAAAUGCAACACAUCGGCUAUGUGCUUGGCAUUUGUCCAAGAAUAUCACUAGCAGGGUGAAGAACCGACCAGACUUUGAACCCCGAUGGAGUCACUUUGUAACUGCUGAUUACGAGCCAGGUGAAUUUGAGGAGAAGUGGAAUGCAUUGGUAGAGGAAUGUGAACUCCAGAACAACCAAUGGGUGUCGAAAAACCUAUAUGGGAGACGUAAUGAAUGGGCGGACACAUACUUGCGCUCCCACUUUUUUGCUGGGUUGAAAACCACAUCAAGAUGUGAAAGCAUGAAUGCAGUUGUUGCUAGGUAUGGACAUGAGAGGAUCAGUUUGCUCGACUUUUUUAUUCAAUACGACCGAUGGAUCAGGGACAUGAGGGAGACAGAGGUUAGAUUAGACUUUGAGUCUAAUUAUGGUUUAGUUCCGGUAAAGAACACAAUCCUAUUGCCCCUGGAACAAAGUGCAGCGAAGCUUUUUUCAAAAGCUGCAUUUAUAAAAUUCAAAGCUGAGCUGGAGCAGGUUAUUGGAGUCAUAAAGGAUAAGCAAACUGAAGAGGGGAAUUUACACACCUACACUGUAACCAUGUUCAACAAAGAUAAGGCCGUGGAGGUGAAGUACAACAUUGAAACGAAAGAUUUGGAGUGCAGUUGUGAAAUGUUUAAGAGUAUUGGAAUACCGUGCGCUCAUAUGAUCUUUGUUCUGAAAGAAGAAAGGGUGAAGAGUUUUCCUGAAAAACUUGUACUCCGACGUUGCUCAAAGAACCCUAAGUCAUUAACCACUCUUCCAAAACCCGUUUCAUUGGGGGAUGACAACAGUUUCAGUAUUAGGUACGGGUCACUACAGUUCUCCACUAUGCGAUUCUGCUUAUUGGGGGCAGAGUCUCCUGACUCUUAUCGUCUGGCUCAAGGGGAGUUGACAGCAGCAUGCAACAAGUUGGAGAUGCAAAAGAAAACCCCCGCCGAGAGAGAAAAGAUUGUCAUACCCGACAAGUUCAAAGGUGUAUUGAAUCCUAAACAAGUGAGGUUUAAGGGCUGUAGGAAAGGAAAAGGGAAAAAACAGCUUAAGAAAAAAAGAAGAAAGUGUGGAAACUGCGGGCUAAGGGAUGGGCAUUAUAGGAGCACUUGUACUAACCCCCCAGCCGACGUGAUAGAAUCUCAGUCAGAUGAGGAGGAUGAGGAUGAAGAUGAUGACAUGGACGAUGAUGGGGACGAUGAUAGAGAUGACGGAGAAGAUGGAGACGAUGAUGAAGAAGAUGACCAAGGUGGUCAACCCCCAAAGAACCAGCGAACCAGUAGGCAUAAUACAACUGUAGAAUCCGUAGGAAAAAGUCAGCCACCACAAAAGAUCGGGGCACGUACUAGGAGUAAUACUAUGCCUAGUCGACAAGAGAAGGGAGCUAAGCAGCAUACGAGACAUAGUGCUGAACCUUCCACUAAGUAUUCAGAAAGUCAAACUCAAAAAGCUCAACAGAAGAGGGGACAUGGCAAGAAGUUGAACAACAUAGACAGGGCAAGAAGUUGA
Messenger RNA from Linum trigynum, 1713 nucleotides. NCBI's taxonomy places the organism in Eukaryota, Viridiplantae, Streptophyta, Magnoliopsida, Malpighiales, Linaceae. The record is from the annotation of a GenBank genome assembly.